CCCGAGGCCCGCGGAGGCGCCGGGCGCUGCCGUGGACGCCUCAGCCGGGGGCCCCGCGUCCUGCCCGGGCAUGAGGCGGGGCCGGGGCCGUUGUCCACCGCUUCUGCGGGAAGAAGAUGAAUAUCUGCAAUAAACCCCAUAAUAAGAUAGCUCCAGAGGAUUUGGGCGAAGCUGUCCCUGAGGUGAAGGUCCAGCGUGCUCGAAGAAAUGGCUGGAGCUGGCCCCUGCACCUGUUCCAGGUCAUUGCCUGGCUGCUGUUCCUGUUCUUUGCUCUGGUUGGCUUUGGGAUCCUGGUUCCCCUCCUGCCCCGCCACUGGCUGCCCGCUGGUUACAUCUGUCCAGGAGUGUGUUUUAUCUACCAUUUAGUUGUUCAUCUUACUGCAGUUUCCAUUGAUCCUGCGGAUGCAAACGUGCGAGAAAAAAACUAUCUGGGCCCUCUGGCCACCUUCAACCGUAACCAACAUGCACAUGUCAUUGAGAACCAUCACUGCCAUGUCUGUGAUGUAGAUGUGAGUGCCAAGUCAAAGCACUGUGGAACUUGCAACAAGUGUGUAUGUGGCUUUGAUCAUCACUGCAAAUGGCUCAACAACUGUGUGGGAGAGAGGAAUUACUGGCUCUUUUUGAACAGUGUGCUGUCUGCCAUUCUGGGCCUGGGGCUUCUGCUGCUCAUCGCUUUCUAUGUCUUUGUGGAGUUCUUCGUCGACCCCGCGGUGCUUCGCUCUGACCAGCACUUCGAUGCCUUGAGGAACCACAUGGACCGCUGGUUUGUGUUUCUUCCUGCAUCUCCUGUUGAGACUCGGGCACCUGCCAUUUUGGUGACAGCUGGGAUUUUUAUUCUUCUGAGCCUAGUGACCAUGAUCCUGCUGGGCCACCUCUUGACCUUUCACAUCUAUCUCUUGUGGCACAAGCUGACUACAUAUGAAUACAUCCUGCAGCAGCGUCCCCAGCAGCAGCCAGACAAGGUAGACAUGAAACAGGAGUCUUGUUCCUCCCAAGUGAGACCCAGUCAGGAAGCAGACUUAUUGUCAGGUAAUCCUGGCUAUACAGACCCUGGAAUUCGAGUAGAGGAAUUCUCAACAGUAACUUCAGGAAAAAGCUUUCCAAAGCUCUAUGUCCAUAACCAAGAAGGUGACCCCAAGCAGAGCUCAUCCCCUGAGUCCCCAUCUCUUCACUCUGUGGCCUCUUCUCAGCAACGGAAGAAAAGAAGAAAGAAAAUGCAGAAAGUUUCUUCUUCUGCAAUGGACAGUGGAUCUAAAGCACAUGCUACACCUCAGCCCUCAUUCCCAGAUCCCCUGUCAGACAAUCCCAGAGGAGGCAGGAAGAAGAAUCUGUAUUCGGAGCACAAGGUCAAAAGAAGCUGCCAACAGGACAGACAUGUGGAACGAGACCUGGAGCUUUUUUCUAAGAUUCCUGCUGUGUUUGUAAGUAAGAGCAGUGGAGAACCUUUUGUCCCUCAGCCCCAGCCCAGUGAGAGCACAUCAGAGCCUGACCACAGAAAAUGCACCAGCAAGCAGCAUGUGGGCACACAUGAUCCAUGCUCAAAGGACAUAAGGACAAGCACCACAGCGGCCUAGGGAUCAUCCUUCCAAAGCCAUGGCCUUUGGGAACAGAGUUAGUGCUGUGUGGAGGCCUAUAGGACUCAGCCCUCACUGUGCACAUGCUGUCAGGCUGCAGUGGGUUAUUUCUCAUCCUCAGCCAAAGGCAGGAGGCAGCAAGGUGGCAAGCCUGAGGUAGACUUGCUCAUGAGAGCUCAAGUGCUUUCCCUGGGGAAGGGCCAACCCCACUUGGCCCUCUGCACACUGGUACUGCAGUAAAUUCCCAGCAGAGUGUAUGGGGAAGAACAAGGCUGCACCUCUGCCAUUCCCUGCAAGCUGUAUUUCCAUCUGCCUACUCCCUGUCAUUGGAUCAUGCUCAGGGGCUUCAGCAGGUGGUCAGGGAGUAACCUCAGGAUUGUCCCAUCCUUAUACCGCUUUCCACUGUGCACCCCCAAGCCAAGUCCACCACCAGCAUGUUCUCUGGAAGGCAGCAUAGUUUGACCUGCUCCCCCUUUCCAGCAGUCUGGGGUGCCCCACACUGCAACAUUCUCAUCAGAAGUUUUGGGAUACAGCAGGCCCUGAAACCUUUCCAGUUCCUGGGCUGCCAGGUCUGUAUUAGUCCACAGCCAAGCCUGGGUGUGUGUAGUGCAGAAAGAUCCCACAGCAGACAGUGGGGCACAUGGCAGUGCCUUGAGCCACAGCACCCUGUGCUGGGGGUGAGCUGCAGAGAGCUGUCUGGGCUGCCAUCCUACAGCACCUGUGCUCUCCCUGCCCUCAUGGCUUCCCCAAGCAGCAUGCCCUGUUCCAGGUUCCUGGCUGAGUGCUGAGGCUGGGCCUUUAGCAAGCCCAGAUCUGCCUAGCAGCCAGCUAUCUCAGAGCCCAGACAGCAGCCACCAGCAUGGCCAUGUCUGACAGGAUUUGGCACAGCCCUGAGCAGCAGCACUGGCGUGGCUGGAUGCACAUUUCCAGGCACAUCCCAGCACAGCACACUGCUGGUGCUGUGAGCAAACAGGUG
Messenger RNA from Serinus canaria (Common canary), 2550 nucleotides. RefSeq names its product zinc finger DHHC-type containing 1 (gene ZDHHC1). Lineage: Eukaryota; Metazoa; Chordata; Aves; Passeriformes; Fringillidae. Gene Ontology annotation, molecular function: protein-cysteine S-palmitoyltransferase activity. The coding region runs from base 117 to 1574 and encodes 485 amino acids. The record is from RefSeq and is a predicted model, not a curated record. Gene Ontology annotation, cellular component: Golgi apparatus; endoplasmic reticulum. Gene Ontology annotation, biological process: protein targeting to membrane; peptidyl-L-cysteine S-palmitoylation. The transcript is spliced from 11 exons.